Molecule: messenger RNA, 1566 nt
Organism: Indicator indicator
Lineage: Eukaryota; Metazoa; Chordata; Aves; Piciformes; Indicatoridae
Gene: NCF2
Product: neutrophil cytosolic factor 2
Exons: 15
Coding region: 1-1566 (521 amino acids)
Biological process (GO): superoxide anion generation; respiratory burst; phagocytosis
Cellular component (GO): NADPH oxidase complex
Molecular function (GO): protein binding; superoxide-generating NADPH oxidase activator activity
Source: RefSeq, a predicted model, not a curated record
AUGUCCCUGGUGGAGACGAUCCGGCUGUGGCAAGAAGGGGUGUGUGCAGCAGACAGGAAGGAGUGGAGGGCAGCCCUGGAAGCUUUCACAGCUGUCCAGAACCCUCCUGCCAAAAUCUGCUUUAACAUCGGCUGCAUGCACCUUGUUCUGGGGAGCCUGGCUGAGGCAGAGGAGGCUUUCACCCGGAGCAUUGGCUGUGACAAGCAUCUGGCCGUGGCUUAUUUCCAGCGGGCAACCGUGUUUUACCGGAGGCAGAACCAUGAAAAGGCCAUUGAAGACUUUAAAGAAGCACUGGCCCAGCUGCGAGGCAACCAGCUCAUCGACUACAAGAUCCUGGGCUUGCGGUACAGGCUCUUUGCUUGUGAGAUACUCUACAACAUUGCACUGGUGUAUGCCAUGAUGGAGGACUGGAAGAGAGCUGAGGAGCACCUGACACUGGCCAUGAACUUGAAGAGCGAGCCACAGCACAACAAGAUUGACAGGGCAAUGGAAGCCAUCCUGAAGCAGAAAGUCUGUGAGCUGGUGGCCAUUCCUGUGGGAAAGCUGUUUAGACCAAAUGAAAAGCAAGUGGCUCAGCUGGAGAAGAAGGACUACCUGGGAAAAGCUACGGUGGUGGCAUCCGUGGUGGAAAAGGAUGACUUCUCAGGCUUUGCUCCACUCCAACCACCGGCCUCUGGUCCUCCCCCCAGGCCCAAGACUCCAGAAAUCCUCAGGGCACUCCAAGGGCAGCCGCACCGUGUCCUGUUCGAGUUCAUCCCUGAGACUGCCGAAGAGCUGCAGGUCCUGCCAGGAAACAUUGUCUUUGUCCUGAAGAAAGAGAAGGACAACUGGGCUACAGUGAUGUUCAAUGGAAAGAAAGGGAUCGUCCCCUGCAACUUCCUCGAGCCUGUGGAGCUCCAGAACAAGCUGCAUGUUCAGGAAGAAGCCUCUCUUGAAGCAGAGAUCCCAGAGUCUCCCAGCUCUGCCACUCCAGAGAAGCCACGGCGGCCGGCACCAGACUAUGUUCCUGCUACUGUGACGAAGCUGAGAGACACAGCAAAGGAGGCUGAAGCCACCACUGCCAGCCCCCAUGUCCUCAAGGUGCACUACAAAUACACAGUGGCCCUGCAAGUCAAGCCAGACGUCUCUUACACAGAGCUCCUGGAGAAGGUUUGCAAGAAACUGGAGCUCCAACCUGAGCACACACAGCUAAGGUACAAAUCUGUGGAGAGCCAAGCGCUGGUGACUCUGAGCACAGAGAACCUGGAGGUGGCUUGGAGCCAAAGCAAGGGCAACUGUCUGACAGUCUGGUGUGACAGCACAGAGGGAGAGGGGUUUUUACUGGACAGCAAACCAGAAGAGUCACUGCAGGAGACAAUGCCAGAGGAGAUGGGACAAACCCAAGUUAUAGCACAGUACAAUUAUGAAGCCACUCAACCUGAAGACCUGGAGUUUCAGGCAGGAGAUGUGAUACUUGUUUUAUCCAAAGUGAACGAAGACUGGUUAGAAGGCCAAUGCAAUGGGAAGAUAGGCAUCUUCCCAUCUGCUUUUGUUCAAAGGUCUAACACUAAAGACCUCGAGAUGUGA